Molecule: messenger RNA, 8623 nt
Organism: Zonotrichia leucophrys gambelii
Lineage: Eukaryota; Metazoa; Chordata; Aves; Passeriformes; Passerellidae
Gene: HABP4
Product: hyaluronan binding protein 4
Exons: 8
Coding region: 146-1216 (356 amino acids)
Biological process (GO): positive regulation of RNA splicing; positive regulation of translational initiation
Cellular component (GO): nucleus; cytoplasm
Molecular function (GO): RNA binding
Source: RefSeq, a predicted model, not a curated record
CGGGCUGCCGCCUCCGCUGCUGCUGCUCACGCCCGGCGUGUGCCCUGCUUCGGCCCCGCGCAGCGGCGGCAGACUCCUUGGGGGGGGGACAGCGGCCGCCGGGGUGCGCGCAGGGGGCGGUCGGGGAGGCGAGGCGGCCGCGCGGAUGAUGACGGGGCUGGUGGGCAGCCCGGUGGGUGCCGUCAUGCAGGAUGUCUUCGGGUGCUCCGUCGCCAAUCGCUUCUGCCAGCUCCUGGACGACGAGUCGGACCCGUUCGAUGUCCUGCACGAGGCCGAGCGCCGCCAGCAGCAGAGGAAGAAGCGCGAUGAGGCGGCGGCCGUCGCCAAGAGAGCCGUGCCCGGCGGCUGGGCGGGCAGCGGCAAGAGGGAGACCCAGAAGGAGCGCAGGCAGCCAGAGAGCUCCCCUGCGGCGCCGCCGCAGCCAGGCCCAAAGCGAGUACCCAGGCAGGGAGAACAACAAGGGUUCAGUAACAGAGGCACAGAGGGAAAACAGGACAAAACGGAAUGGAGACCAUCUUUCAGGGAAUACCGUCCCUAUGGAGCACAAAGACAAGUGGAAUUCUCAGUGGAACGACCAGUGGAAAGAUCAGACUAUGAAAGACCAAUAAGAGGCCGUGGUGGGGGAAGAGGCAGAAUGAGAGGUAGAGGAAGAGGUGGUGGAUUAAUUGGAAGUUUUGAUGGAUUUGACCAAAGAAGAAAACGUGAACCGGAAAGACAAAGUGGGAAUGAUAAAACUGGGAAGGAGCAGACUGCAUCUAUGGAGGAGACCGUGGAAACUCCUGAACAGCCAGGGACAUACGAAGAAGAGCCUCUGAGCAAAGCUGCUGAAGGAGAGCCAAUGGAAGAAGUGAUUCAAGAAAUGACAUUAGAUGAGUGGAAAAAUCUUCAGCAACGGAAUCGACCAAAGCCUGAAUUCAAUAUCCGGAAGCCAGAAUCCACUGUUCCUUCCAAAGCAGUGGUGAUUCACAAGUCAAAAUAUAGUGUCGAUUUGCAAAAAGAAGACUUUGAAGAUAAUUCUCAUGUCUUUCGAAAACCAGUGAAUGAUAUAACUUCUCAGCUGGAUAUUAAUUUUGGGAGUCUUCCUCGCCCUGGCCGUGGAUCAAGAGGAGCACGAGGUGGUCGUGGCAGAACACCUGAAGAGAGAGUACCUCGACCAGAAGUGCAGCUUGUUGCUCCAAAUCCUGAUGAUCCUGAGGAUUUUCCAGCGUUAGCUUGAGGACCCAUCCUGAAUGGUGGUAUCUCAAAGUUCCUUUGUAACUGUGAAGAGACCCGUUCUAUGCUGAUGUGGAUUAAGGAAGCCAGUUUCCUUCUGGAAAGUUGUUUGAGUGUUUGGUGUGGAAUGAUUGCAGCUGUCUGCUAAUAGAGUUGUGUUCUGGAGAUAUGGGUGGAUUGGGAUCCUGUCACAGGCUCCAAUGUCUGCCUCCAUUUAGGAAACCUAUGGGAAGGCUUACAGUACUUCCCUACUUGGCUUCAAGUGAAGUUAAAGGGAAGAGUGUUUAAAAAUGUAUAUAUAGAGAUUAUAUCAAGUUCUCCAUGACACCAUGGUGAAAUAUAAACUGUACAACACAAUCCGCAAUUGGGAGUCAAUUUCACUGUAUAUUUGAAAGUUGUUUCCUUUGAGUGAAGUGUAUAUUUCAGACAGUCAAAAGUUUCAGUUCAGAGUUUCACAAAUAAAGAAAAGUGCACAUUGGUUUGGGUUUGAGGUAUUAUUUUAAGAAGUCAGAGUGGUAGGUGGAAGCUUUUGCUAUUUGGAUAUAGUCUGUGGAAAAAAAGUGGGGGGAAAAAACCCAAACCCUAAACAGCAAUUUGUACUCAUCAAAAAAAGUGAACAUCUCUCUAAGUGGAAGUGAUCUUUAAAAUCAAGGCAGCAUAGGUGCUUUGAAUUGACACCCAACUAAGUCCUGCUUAAGCAACAAGAUAGUCUGCAAUUACUUUGAAGAUUAAGUAGAAUUUUAAUCUAAAGACAGAACUAGAUUAUUAAAGAAGUUUUUAAUUUUAGCAAGAGCAACUACAAACGAAAAUGCUAAAUGCCUUACCAAGAAAUUUGUGAUGUUGGGGAUGAGGUGCAAUGUUCUUUCAUUGCAGCUUUAACAUACUUGAGCCAGAUUUUCUGUUCCCUGUCCAAGGGGACAUUGAGAGCCAUUCUGGGGGAUAUGAGAGAAACAAGAAAAUGGUGCCAGAGGUGAUGACAGAAAGAAAUGAGUGGAAAAGCACACUGGGCAUUUUGGAAGUAGCUGUCAGCCUCACAAGAGUCUUCAAAUGCCUGCUCAACUUGAACACAUUCUUUAAAUUUUCUGGGAAAGCAGAUGACUGUAAACCUUCCAUGUUUUUCCAGUUCUGUGCCUCACUUCUAAGCAACUCUAAGCAGUCUCCUUUGAAAAUAAAUAAUGGAUGAAACUUAGAAGAAAAGUUUUUGUUUGGAGUAAGCUCUAAAAGUACGCACAAUCUUUGAAGACUUUGCUCACUGCUAAGGCUUUACUCAAAUAGGAUGUAGUCAUUCUACAAAGACUCUUUUCUGUAAGCUCCAAGCAGAUGGUCUGCAGAGUAGGUAAGCCCAAGGGAUUUGUUUUUGCAUUGUUAAAUUACUUAUAUGACAAUGUGCUGAACAUGAGAUUUUUUUACUCUGCAAGAAGUUCAUUGUAGUGGCAUAGAGAUGCUCUGACUUGCAGUAGGAAGAAGUGCAAAAGCAAAGUUUUGGUGUUAGAGGAACCCAUGCUGCUGCUAUUUGAGUAACUGAACAGGAUGAAACAAUGCACACCUCCUUCACUUUGUAGUCACGAGGUGUUACUUGAAACCACUGCAGUUUAAGAUUUACCUGAUGCUGCCCUUUUUACAGGUGUUGUUUGUUUCUGAAAAAAAUGGCAAUUUAAUCAACGUGGAAUAUAAGUGAUUUUGUCUGUGGGGUAGUUGGAAUAUUUUGCUUGCUCUUCCCUUCUUGUUCCUAUUUUCCCAUUGGACAAGGAAGAAUGUGUCAAUUUUUAUUUAUAUUUUUACUUGCUGGGGUGAGUGAAUGCAUAGAGAUGAGAAGAGCUUGGCAGAGCUUCCUUCUAUUUCCUGUCAUGUUUUGAAUAUAGCCUUCUUUUCCACUGACCUGUUUUCGCUAAGGAAAGUGUUCAUAUAAGUAACCCUCCCUUUUUCUACUAAAAAUUAAAUCUUUGCUAUGCUGUGCUACUGGGCUCAAUCUGCUGUGAUGCAUUCAGUUUUGUUCUGACUGUUCUCUGAGAAAGCCAAGAGAAUUGUUUAUUUUUCAAUCUCCUUCCUGCUGUUGCAAAGUUACUGUUCUUCUAACUUUGAUCUGCCUUUCAAAACAGAAUGACAAAUAGGUUCUUUGGGGAAUGCUUUAAAGGACUUGUCAGUUUUGGUUAGCGGGUUGUAAACUCCUGGUUAAAAGGAGAAAAGGCUGGUUACAAGACUGUUUAUAAUUAAAAACCAUACAAACCAACCAACCAAAACUAAAAAAUACAACCCAUCCAAAACUUUGUGAGAAUGAGAUUCAGUGUAAUUGAUUACUGCUUCAACCAGUAAGAGCAUGUAUGUAUGGCAAUUUUAUUUUUCAGUUUGUCAGACUUGAAUAUGGCUUAAGAGUUUCUCUAGUUGAUGGUAUAUCAAAGUAUAGAAAGGAAAUUAAUUGUAAGUGAUGCAAUUUCUUUGCCUAGCUGUGAGAACUGUAAAUCUCAGUCAUCUGUCAUAUUUAAGGUACCAAAAUAGCUGUAUCUGUUAAGCACAGAUUUGCUGCUAUCACUCCUGGUGUAGCUUUAUUCCUUCAUGUAAAGCAGUUGGCAGCAGGUGUAAAUAUAUAUACAAACACUAGUAGAAUACGUUAUACAUACUAAGAAGGGAUUAAAUUGUGUUGCAGGUCUUAGUCAUGUUAUUCUUUAAUGCACAGCUACCAGUUACUCUUUGGAUUAAUGUAGUGAGUGGCCUAGGAAAAAACGCUGCAUUUCAGGUUUAAGUUUUAGAUUCAUGUUAUGUUGCAGAAAGUUUGCAAAGAAAGGAAUUCACCUCUUCAUUACUGUCAUUUACAUAUGAUAAUGUUGAUAUGAUCUUGUUCAGUUGAAUCAUAUGCAGUAGUACAGUUCAGGAGUGGCAAGUGUAUAUUAAUAUAAAAGUGCCUUUAGAAGAAAGUGGAGAGAAAUGUCUGUGCUUAAGAUAAGAAUACCAAAGAAUUAAUUAAGAGACUAAGAGGUAAAAGCCUUGAGUUUAUGAAUAGGAAUACUGGGCAUUUGAGCCCAUAAGAAAUGAGCUUUCAGCUGGUUACACUUUUUUUUGGUAUGAAAAUGGGCCUUGGGGUAAAAGUAUUGGGCCCAAAUUCAGAAUCUGUACCUCUAGCACACUUAUACCAUUAAGAUUAAGAAUAUUCUUGUAUUAUUCCUAGAGCUUUUUUUUCCUAGAGCUGUCACAGGCACAUACACACAUUUUCUUAUGAAAAACUGAAUAUAUCUGUGUAUAUACACACACACAAACAUAUAUAUACAUGUACAUGCAGUGUUGGAAGUAAUACAAUGCUGACUCAUUAUCAGUGGAUCAAUAGUUGAAUGUGAAAAAUGAUUCUUUGCAUAAAAAUACAUUUCAAUCACUGAAUAUUUGGCACAAAAUCAGAGCUUUUUCUCUUUGAGUAGCAUAUGCUGAGCAAGUACUGAACAGUUUGUGCUUGGAGGGAGGUAGCCUUCAGUCUUUGGAGGAAGCAACAACUGUUACACUUUGGCUGUGUUGCUUAGAAUUUAACUUGAAAUACAUUUUAUCUUCAGCUUUUUGUUUCUUUAUUUUUAUUUCUCAGCAAAUGCCUUUUUGAAUUUGUGAUACAAGUGUUGCAGAUAGCUGUAUCUUCAGCACAGCCUCAGAUACUGCAUCACAUUUAACGACUGUUGGAGAUGAACCAGUGCUAAGUAAAUCGAAUUAAAUUUCUGCUCUCCCUGUUUAGGUAACUAAACUAGUUACUAGUAAAACUGACAAGUGUGGCUGUUCAUAAUCUGUGUUCUGUUGUCUCUACAAUGUUUCACAGCUAGUUAACAGGACUCAAUAAGCUGUUACUUGCUUUUAGCAAUAGUAUUUCUUCUGUUGAGAUUUGUACAGUAGUUACUGUUUGAGCGAAAGAUACUGAAUUGUGUACUGGAAUUAAGUCAGCGGGAUAAUUCUGCUAAAACAUAAAAAUAACAGCAAGGUACAAAAUCUUUUUCUCAUGCCAGAAGAAAAUAAUAAGCUGACACAUUCUGAUUCAGGAAUUCUGUACAUGUUAGUUGUUCGAUUAUAUUUCAGUUGCUUAUGGAUUGAGUGCUUCUUUCUGGAGUUUUUGCUAGCUCUAGCAAAGGCUUGGAACCUUAGAGGGUAUUGUAGGAAAAGAAAAACCCAAUGAAACUGCCACUGGAGUGAAAGAAUACCAGAGGCUAGAAAGGUUUGAUCAGUGUGAAGAAGAGAUGGAACUCUUUAAAAAUAGGUAUGAUGCUGGUGCGAAGAGACGGACAAAAAGCACCUAGAAGCAUGAAAGCAGGACAAAUAUAAUGUGUUUUAGGUACUGAACUAGAGAUUCAGUCCAGUGAGCAUGCCAUUUUGGGAAGAAUGGUGAAAGAUCAACCUAGAUUACUAGUAAACAUGAACUCAGGAAGAAAUACAAGAAUAUCUAGAGAAAAGUUGUUUUCAGAGGAGUGAUAAUGAAGAGCUUGAGCUCUUCCACUGAGCAGAAAACAAUGUAAUUAUUCUGCUGUCUUAAAAGAAUGGCAUCAAAGCACUGACAGAGGCAAAAGCAAGCUCAUAAGGGUAAGAAGUGACGUUUCAUUAUUUACCCUCCUACUAUUGGCAUCACUCUUGCUUUGGAUUUUCUUGCAUUAGUAAUAGCUGCUAUCAGGGGUCUGUUCCCAUUGUGCUGUCAGGGUACAAAGCCUUUGGGGUUUGCGGCUUUAUCCUGUUAGUGCUGUAACUGAGCUGCAGUAACUGGCAUGGUUGGAGGUGCUAGUGGCACAGAAGAGCUUCUCAUCUGCUGCUAUGCUCUUAUGCAGCAGGGCCACCACAUGCUGGGUUGAGGAAUCAAGAACACCAGUGGCUGCUUGGCCUCUCUGGAAUCUUCAUCAGCCUUGAGAACUAGGACAGACUUUGAUAGAAGGGACAUGAAUGGAGUUGUUUAAAGGACAGACUUUCUAGGUGCGUUCUUUCACCCCCUUUGUGACAGUCCAGCACUUAACAAGGCUCUUGGAAAUACCCCAUGGAUGGAGGGUGCAUGUUUAAUACCAGAUUUACUUACUUGAAGAUGGUUCAUGUCACAUGGCAUUUCUAGUUUGGAGUGAUACAAAGUAUACCAAAAACAUAAAAAUGUAAUAUUAUAAUUAAUGUAGCAAUUGCAGAACACAGAUCCUUCACAAUACCAAUAUUGGUCCUUAGGAAAUACGUCCUCACUGUCAUCAUGUGAGGUGUCCUCAGGUGUCGAGAAGGAAUGGGGAGGGUUGAUCAGUUAAAGCCCAUUGUUUUCUUUGAAAUUCUUAUGGCAGUUGUCUGACUUUUAUUUCUAUGUAUAUAUUCUCCCCAUGCUGGCCUGGUCUUCAUUCUUGCUGAAAAAGUACUGGUUGAUCCAACUUAACUUUGAUAGCCAUUUAUCCAAAACAAAGGCCACCCCGUGUUCCUUCUGAGUUGAGAUAAAGUCAUCUUUAUAACUGCUCUGGUUCAUCUUUUCCUGAGCUUCAAAAGCACAUCACCUUUUUCUGUGUUCUCUUGACCUUAUUCCAUAUUUAGGACUUUUCACAUCCAUAUGAAACCAAUCCCAGAACCAGAAGUGCAAGAAAAAUACAUUUCUUCCUCAACAAACCCUUGGUGAGAUGCCAGAAGUUCAGAAAAUGAAUGUGCAUGGCUUAUACCCAUGUAUGUAUCUAAUAUGAACUGAAAUAUGAGCCAGCAGUGUGCCCUGUCGCCCAGAAGGCUGCUAGUGUUCUGGGGACCAUCAGGAAGAUCACUGCCAGCAGGUCAGAGGAGGUGAUCCUGCCCCUUUACUCAGCCCAGGUGAGGCACGUCUGGAGUGCUGUGUCCAGUUCUGAGCUGCCCAGCACAAGACAGACAUGGAGCUCCUGGGGAGAGUCCAGUGGAAGGAUAUGAAGAUGAUGAAGGGACUGGACAUCUCUCUUAUGAGGAAAGCCUCAGGGAGCUGGGUCUGUUCAGCCUCCAGAAGAGAUGACAGAGGGGACUUCAUCAUUGUCUGUCAAUAUCUGAAGGCAGGGUGUCUAGAGCCAGGCUCUGCUUGGUGGUGCUGAGCAACAGGAGGCACUGGGCACAAACGGGUGUACAGGAAGUUCCACCGGAAUGUGAAGAACUUCUGAACUUCUGAACCCAACACCCAAACUUCUUUACUGUGCAGGUGACUGAGCUCUGGAAGAUUGUCCAGAGAGGUUGUCAAGUCUCCUGCACUGGAGAUUUAAGAAUCAUUUGGAUGCAAUCCUGUGCCAUAUAGUCUGGGAUGACUCUGCAUGAGCAGGGAGGUUGGACCACAUGACCCACUGUGGUCUAUUUCAACAUUUAUGCAUUCUGUGAUUCUGUGAAGCAUUAUGAAUUCUCAAGAUAGCAUUUUGAACAAACAUUUAAAUAUUCAUCUUUUCAGUAUCAUAAGGUAGCCCUUACUUCCCAAAAAAUUUCAUCUGUUCAAAACAAAGAAAGAAAAUAAUAGAAGCUCUAAGUGGAAAUGUGACUUAUAAUAAAAAUAGCCACUAGGAAACCAAAACAACCACAAAAACAUCCUUGUAAGUUUGCUGCAUUUGCCAAAGGGAGAUAACAAGAUGCCUUAUGGGAUCAGCUCAGAGCCAGCCAUGAGCAAAGUAGAAUCUUUAACAUCAUCUGCUCUUCAGUUGAUAUGUCAUUUUUACAUCUCAGAUAUAUGCCACUUCAGUGGGCUACUCUACAGGAAAGAAAAAUUGAAAUCACUGUGAACAAAACAUUUGCUAAAUUAUCAUACAGACAUUUUAAAAUCAGACUAGAAUUCUAGACAUCCAAGGCUGAUAGCAUCUCAAGGAAAAGAGACAAGCUUUCAUUUACACCACUGUUUGACAGGUUGCUGCAAAUAAACACCCAGAGCUGUCUUUGAGCCUCACAGCUGUCAGCUAAGGAGCAGCAACAGUGCUAUCACAGCUUUUAUUAGAAUGCUGCUGCAUAUAUGUUAAAGGUGAGAGAAGAAACCAAUGCAUGGAAUUUUGGUUUAGCACAAUUACACUAACAACCUCACUUGAUAGCAGGAGCUUCAAUAGAUAGGUUUUAUAAUGAAUGUGAGAUGAAGAAGUAGAGGUACAGGAAAAUUGUGUCAAAAUGUCAGCAUGAAAAACAUAUCCCAAACUAUAUUAGAGAAGUGUAAGACCUCAGGACACCUACCUUACUCCUUUGGAGCUGUUCACAUAAAAUAGUAUGUCACACAACUUCCAGAAACACCAACAAACCCAUCUGAUGUACACAAAGUUUUUCUAACUCAAUGAAUAUGAUAAAAAAAUGAAAAAAAACAACCAACCACCACCAAAGCCCCACAAAAAAGAAACAAAAAAAACCUAAUCAAAAAACUCCCAAAACCCUGCAGGCUAUAGGAUGUUGUAAUAGUCACACUAUUAAACAUACAUUUACAUUCUAAGAAUUUUUCAUCUCCAAUUAAUCUGUAAUAGAAACA